Molecule: messenger RNA, 450 nt
Organism: Rotaria sp. Silwood2
Lineage: Eukaryota; Metazoa; Rotifera; Eurotatoria; Philodinida; Philodinidae
Source: the annotation of a GenBank genome assembly
AUGUCUUCGUCAAAGAUGCCCGAUGAACAUUAUUAUACAAAUGAACAAAUUCCAAUUUCACCGGAAUUACCAGAUAUAUUACUUCAAUUUUCUAAAGUUGUUAUUCGUACACAACCAACUGAUGUAUUUGCUUGGAGUGUUGCAUAUUUUCGAGCAUUAGCGAACGGUGAAACACCACCGGUUAAAGAACGUCUUGAAACAUCUAUAGCUACGCAAAAGACUGACACUGAUUUAUCAAUGGAUCUAUUAAAAAUAUUACAUCGACAGAUUUCUAUUGAUUACAAUAAAUUAAGAAUGAGUGAAACAUCAAUAUCAUCAAGUGUUUCUAACGAUAACGAUAAUCAUUCUUCUACGAAUAAACAAACUAGUUGUUUCGCUCGUAGUCGUUGGGCUCACGUUCUUGCACUUGUUGAUCAACUUCGUCUUAACACAAAACUUAAAAAACGAUGA